This is a messenger RNA of Cryptococcus wingfieldii CBS 7118, 3489 nucleotides long. Its product is annotated as STE/STE11 protein kinase. Gene Ontology annotation, molecular function: protein kinase activity; ATP binding; protein binding. The transcript is spliced from 6 exons. The record is from RefSeq and is a predicted model, not a curated record. Gene Ontology annotation, biological process: protein phosphorylation. Lineage: Eukaryota; Fungi; Basidiomycota; Tremellomycetes; Tremellales; Cryptococcaceae. The coding region runs from base 1 to 3489 and encodes 1162 amino acids.
AUGUCCCAGCCACACCCCUACGCGAUCCCGCCUCGUGAUGUCUACAGAGACUUUCCCUCCUCUCUCCCAUCUGCCGCCGCUUCCUCUUCGCGGUCCCCUACUCCAUCGGUCUACAUAUCUCCCCCGGGACAAUCCUUCCGAAGCUACCUCGAACGAUGGGGUCCCAACGAAGUUGCCGCGUGGCUCGAGCACUACAAAGUCGGCCAGUACGCCAACGAAUUCCAGAAGAACAGUUUGGUGGGAAAGACAUUGCUGGAUAUUGAUGUUGGGAUCAUGAAGGAGAUAGGGAUGAACAGGCUGGGAGAUAGGGUCAAGCUGGCGGCGGCGCUGAAGGAGCUGAGGAAGAGGGCGGCAGAGAUGGGAACGGCGAGCCGGAUGGGAAGCCCGAAUGUACACCUCUCCCCGAUGUUGUCGAGGGUGGAACUCGAGAAGCCUCCCUUGCCCUCGUCGUCCACCCGUACCCAGGCGAGUCGCGCGGGGGCAAACCCGACGAGGCGGCUAGAUAUGUCGAGACCACCGCCUCUAGACCUGAAAGGUUACUCGCCUUCCCGUGCUUUACCACAGGCGUAUCAGACGAACUACGCUUCGACCCCUCCUCAUCGUUCCAACUCUGUCCACUCACCACAAGCUUCCCAACCCUCGCAUUCUGUCCCUGCCCCGAAUAGAGCGCCUAUGAACCUCCGCGCUCCUCCACGUCGAGAAGGCGGACGCCGGUCACCCAGCCCGAUCAAUCCACCCGACUCUAGUCAUUCUAGCCAUGACCGCCUCGAACACUCUUCAGCCGCCGAGUAUGCCAGUAUGGUCGCUCGAGAGCAAAGGCACGAUAGCCUGUCUACGCCCACGGUCCGUGCGUUCCAGGAGAGAUCGCAAGGAAAGCCUCCCCCUAGAGGCGAUUCGUUGUCUAGGUCGGGUAGCGGCCAGAGCGGGCCGAGUAGUCCUCAGAAGAAGCAGUUCUUGCCGGCGAAUCCGAGGCCUAUCAAUCAGCAGAAUGGGAAACAUCCUUACGCUGUGAAGAAGGAGCAAGACGGGGAAGCUUCAAGGACCCCCGUUCGACCUUCCGUCUCCCGCCAGCCGAAGUCUACGGGUACGCCGAAUGCCAUCUCUUUGAACGACCUCCGUCGUCAGCUGGUCAAGUUUGUGAAUGUCGAAGAUGGCACUACCAGGACGGUCAAUGUCGUCCAAGUAGCCAGCGGUGUCGAGAUUCUGGAGAGGGCGCUGAAGAAGUUUGGGAAGUGGGGGACAGGGAAGGCGACGUACAAGGGGAUAGACCAUGAGAGUGAUGAUGAGCAUGAGGGGCAUCUGGAGAUUGAUGGCUGGGGAGUUUAUGUGGAGAGCAACCCGGAUGAACGAGCAAAACCUCUAUCCGAAAACAACCUCCUCAACAUCUGUGUAGCACACCGAGACGGAACUGCCAUCCGCGACAAAGAGCUCUUCCUUCACCAAGCCCGCCCCCCACAACGGCGCAAGAACAUCCACGACUUCUUCGGCGACGUGCCUCCUCCUCCCAUGUCCCCUGCAUCCCCCAACUUCUUCCCUGGCCCUCGACUGGGCAUAACGACCGACAAGCGCUCCCCAAUGUCUCUUGAUGAGCCGGGCAGCGCGGGGAGUGGUCCUCUGUCGGCGCUCAAGCCGUCAGCUCUGUCGAAUAAGCGCCUGAACAGGGCGAGUAUGAUUAGUGUCAUGUCUGGCCUUGGAGUACCGAAUGUCGAGGUGCCACCUUCGCCUUCCAACACUCGUUCACCGGCUUCAGGCACGCCGUCGUACAAGAAGAAGUCGAUGUACAACUUUUUCGGACAUCGACCGCCUUCCGAGCUCAUUUCGAGCCACUUGACAGACUAUUUCCCCGGUGCGAAAAAGAGGGAUGUGGAAAAGGCGAGGCAUAGUUUGCUGCGGCUCAGUUCUGGGCCGAAGGCGAGGUGGCAAGACCAAGCAGAGAUGCCUGCGGUGGUACCCGGGAAGGGAGAAGAGAUCAUCUCUGAGGAAGUGGUGUCGAGUGGGAAUAGGAGAGGGCCGCGGAUCAGUCAACCGCCUUCGCUACCCCCGUUUGAACCCCAAGACUCUCUUACCGACUCUCUCCAAGCCUUCUCUCCUCAAGAGCCGUCUUAUCCCCGCCCCAAAUCGAUCCGCAUGCGCAAAAACUCUUCCUCUUCAUCCUCUGGUCUUGGCAAUGCGGCUAGGAGGAUGUCGGUGCUGUCGCAGCUGAGGAGGAAUAGAGACAAGAGCGAUACGGCCAGUCUGCUGACGGUGGAUGAGAUUACCGCGGAGGUGGAGCAGAGGAGGGCGAGUAUGGUCGGUGUUCCAGGUAUACAGGUUGGGGAACAUGAGGGCGAGGUUGGGGAAGAAGCGGAGGAGGUUCUCGAGGAGCUAGUGACGCCGAGGGCCCCGGCGGACGUGAAGAGUGAUGGGGAAGUAAGCGAAGACAGUGAGAGUGAGGAGGAGAGUAGUGAGAGUGAGAGCGAAAGCGAGAGUGAUAGUGAGAGUGAGGUGGAAGAUGAAGACGAAGCGGAUCACGGAAAGGCGUUCACAUCCACAGGCUCUAAACGAAACAUCAAAUGGAUCAAAGGCGCCCUCAUCGGUGCCGGAUCCUUCGGUAGCGUCUAUCUCGGUAUGGACGCUCAUAAUGGUCUUCUCAUGGCCGUCAAGCAGGUCGAACUGUCUACUGGGAGUCAGAAGAAUGAUGAGCGGAAGAGAAGCAUGCUGUCGGCAUUGGAGAGGGAAAUAGGGCUGUUGAAAGAGCUGCAGCACGAGAAUAUCGUGCAGUAUCUAGACUCGUCUGCCGAUGCCAACCACCUCAACAUUUUCCUCGAGUAUGUUCCCGGUGGUUCGGUCGCCGCUCUCCUUAGCAAUUACGGCGCGUUCGAAGAGGCUCUCGUCCGAAACUUUGUGAGGCAGAUUUUGACCGGUCUGAACUAUUUGCACGAGAGAGAUAUUGUGCAUAGGGACAUCAAGGGGGCGAAUAUAUUGGUAGACAACAAAGGCGGUAUCAAAAUCUCAGACUUUGGUAUCAGUAAGAAGGCCGAAAACAGUGAGUCCGUUUCCUAUCGCAUACGGACCAAUCGACCAUCCCUUCAAGGAUCUGUCUUUUGGAUGGCUCCCGAGGUCGUCAAGCAAACGUCGUACACCUCAAAAGCGGACAUUUGGAGCGUGGGAUGCUUGGUGGUGGAAAUGUUGACUGGGACACAUCCUUGGGCGGAUUUGACGCAGAUGCAGGCUCUUUUCCGGAUCGGACAAAUGUCCAAACCCGCCACGCCAGCCGACGUCUCUCCCGAAGUCGCCGAUUUCCUCGACAAGACGUUCGACUUUGAUCACACCAAACGACCUACUGCUCCGCAGUUGUUGGAGUGUUCGUUCAUGAAGACGCCUGUCGAUAGUGGAGCAGGUGGGGCGGCAGAAACGGGAUCAGAGGGCGGUAUAGAGAGGGCGCAGGCUCAGAUGAUGGUUGUGGGGACGCAGAUGCAGCAGCAGGCGAAAAUGAGGGGGAUGAUCUGA